Molecule: messenger RNA, 1491 nt
Organism: Capsella rubella
Lineage: Eukaryota; Viridiplantae; Streptophyta; Magnoliopsida; Brassicales; Brassicaceae
Product: NAC domain-containing protein 18
Exons: 3
Coding region: 12-1184 (390 amino acids)
Biological process (GO): regulation of DNA-templated transcription
Molecular function (GO): DNA binding
Source: RefSeq, a predicted model, not a curated record
GAGUGGAGACGAUGGUGUACGUACAAAAGAUUCCAGACGAUAAAGACCAAUUUGAUUUGUCGUUUUUAUUCAUUCCAUUUAAAAAAAGAAACAAAAACAAGAUUACUAAACGCCUACUCUCUCACCCAUUUCUCAUUUUCUUUUCAAGAAGACCAAAAAAAAAAAAAAAAUCAAGAAUCUCUCCGAUCAUCAACCUAAUGGAGAGUACAGAUUCCUCCGGUGGUGGUCUUCCUCCGCCGCCGCAGCCAAACCUUCCUCCCGGCUUCAGGUUUCACCCCACCGACGAAGAACUCGUAAUCCACUACCUCAAACGCAAAGCUGAUUCUGUUCCUCUCCCUGUCUCCAUCAUCGCCGACGUCGAUCUUUACAAAUUCGAUCCAUGGGAACUUCCCGCGAAAGCUUCGUUUGGUGAACAAGAAUGGUAUUUUUUCAGUCCACGUGAUCGGAAAUAUCCAAACGGCGCUAGACCUAACCGAGCCGCGACUUCCGGUUAUUGGAAAGCCACCGGUACAGAUAAACCGGUGAUUUCAACCGGCGGUGGAGUGAAUAAAAAAGUCGGAGUUAAAAAAGCUCUAGUGUUUUACAGUGGUAAACCACCUAAAGGAGUUAAAUCAGACUGGAUCAUGCAUGAGUAUCGAUUAACUGAUAAUAAACCUAAUCAUAUCUGUGACUUCGGCAACAAGAAAAACUCUCUCCGGCUUGAUGAUUGGGUGUUGUGUCGCAUCUACAAGAAAAACAAUAGCACAACAACAUCUCGACAUCAUCAUCAUCAUAAUCAUUAUUAUUUAGAUCAUAAUGAUAAAGAUCAUCGUUAUGAUAUGAUGAUGAUUGAUGAUGAUCGCUUCCGUCAUGUUCCUCCUAGUCUUCACUUCCCAGCGAUUUUUUCUGAUAACAAUGAUCCGACGGCUAUAUAUGAUGGAGGCGGCGGCGGAAACUACUCGAUGAAUCAUAACAACUUCGCGUCUGGAUCGAAGCAGGAACAGUUAUUUCCACCGGUGAUGAUGAUGACGAGUCUAAAUCAAGAUUCAGGUAUUGGACCGUCGACGUCGUCGUCACCUAGCAAGAGAUUUAACGGUGGAGAUUGUUCGAAUAUCGUCUCUUCAAUGGCGGCAACGACGACGCCACUAAUGCAGAAUCAAGGUGGGAUUUACCAAUUGCCUGGUUUGAUGAAUUGGUACUCUUGAAGAAACAGAAAAAAACCAAAACAAAAUUCGAUUUUUAUAUUUUGAAAAAUUUGUGUAUAAGGUUUGAGUAAUGUUAGGGGGCAUUGGGGUUAUUUUUAAUUACGGUUGAUUUAUUACUUUAUACGGUUAAAAUAGAUUGGAGAAGUGAGGCAAACAUAUAGAAAAUUACAAUGAUAGGUCAAAUGUUUUUUUAUUUCUUCUUUAUAAAUGUUAUUAUUCACUUAAUGUAUAGGUGUUUGCAGAUUGUUGUAUAAACUGAGAGGCAUAUAUAAAAAAACAUAUUAACAGUUGUAGAAACUUAUUUGUA